Molecule: messenger RNA, 1437 nt
Organism: Seminavis robusta
Lineage: Eukaryota; Bacillariophyta; Bacillariophyceae; Naviculales; Naviculaceae
Source: the annotation of a GenBank genome assembly
AUGACGACCAACUAUGCCACCGUCACUUCUACAUGCAUUCUCAUGCCAGUCAUGGAGAUGAAUCCGGUGACAGCCAUUCUUGGUGUUAUUGGUACCCUUCUGUUGCUCCUUGUUCUGGCCAUGUCCUAUGCAGUAUACACUCACAGGACUUCGAAACAUGUGGAUAUCAAGGCAUUAAAGGCACUCCAAGUCCCCAAGGGCUCUCUCUUUCGCAUCUUUCAGCCUCAUCUGGUACCCAUGGAUGAAAUCAGUGCCAGAGGAUACUCUUCUGUCCUUGCUCUUGCCCAAACAUGCAUUGGUGUCCAACCCACUUCUGAUACUGUCCUGGAGCUUUGGAAACCAGCCUUUCAAUGCUACAACUUGAUUUUCCCCAACUUUCUCAAUCUACCCGGUCUGCUACUGCCUGGAUAUGACAUUCGUGACUUGGUACCCCUGUCCUUGUACGUGUCCUCGCGGGCCAAUGAAUGCACCUACUGUACCAGUCAUUGCUGUUCCUUUGCCAUGAGACGAGGAGUCGAUCCGGCCACCUUGCAAAAAUCGCUCGAGGCAAUCAUUUUGAGCAAGGACACUGCCACCAACUUGACACUGGCAGAACGGGCCGUCAUUCGGGUAUCCUACGGUCUGGGCACGGUGCCAGCAUGUCUCAAUAAAGAGGAUGUUCAGUUGCUCCAAGAGAAUCUGAAACCAACACAAGUGGAAUGGAUUGUGGCGGCUACCGCCAUGAUGGGUUCCUUGAACAAGUACAUGGAUGGAUUGGCCAUUCCCUUGGAACCAGAUACCUACGGUGAAACCAUGGAACACAUUGACCCAAAGUUUGUCCUCUCCAAAUCUGCCACGGUUGGACUGACGUUGAAUGACCCCAAGGCAGCACUGCCCAUGCCACCCAAGGACGACUGGAAACUGCAACUGGCCAUCAUUUACCAAGGAUUGCGUCCGGGUGGAGCGGCUGCGUUGGAUUCCAAACUGGCCAAGGGGGUUCCCUCCGAGGCGGAAGAUUGCAUUGCCUUUUUGAAGGACUUGACCGGGGCAACCUUUCCGGUGCUGCGAAAGCUGCAGCACUCUCGCUUGCGACGGGCUCUGACGGCCAUUCUCAGCAAGAACUUUGUCUCGGAUGGGAUUGCGUUGUCGACCAAAGUAUUGGCAGGGCUCCAAUACUGCGGUCAGUUGCAGAAUUUACAGUUGAAGUCAGAGCUGCAGCAAGUCUUGGCCAGCGAAGUGGAAGACAAAUAUUCCAAGAGCAACAACAACAAAGCGUUGCUACUGAAAGCAGCAAAGGCUUUAUCUUACAAUCCCAGUCGCAUGACGGAGAGCAUUAUUGACGACAUUGAAGCUUCCUCUGUUACAGCCGAGAAUAUGGUCGAGUUGGUUUCCUUUCUAGCCACCCUUCAAGCCUUGCACAGGUUUGAAACUUACUUUCAAGUGGCAGAGGAGAACUAA